Messenger RNA from Diospyros lotus (date-plum), 2352 nucleotides. RefSeq lists its product as uncharacterized. The record is from RefSeq and is a predicted model, not a curated record. The transcript is spliced from 8 exons. Lineage: Eukaryota; Viridiplantae; Streptophyta; Magnoliopsida; Ericales; Ebenaceae. Bases 484 to 2037 code for a protein of 517 amino acids.
CGUCACCACACAUGGUUUCCGUUUCAUAUACAUCUUAGUCUAUUUUGACUUCCUAAAACCCUAACCCUAUUUUUUUCCCUCCGCUUUAGUUUGCCCACAGUCAUCCCGCAGGAGUUUCCAUCAUCGUCAACCUGCAUUAAGUUCAGCUCGAUAGGUCAGUUAUUGAAAUCUACUGUCCGGCAAUUGUAUGAUCUUGUACGUGUGCGGUAUACACGGGGAUCCUUCCGCAACGGGAAGCGGAAAUGGGCAAUGACUGGGAAUCUUGUUACAUUUAUUUGAUACGAUUUACUCUGUAUUUGAAUGUGAAAUGGGACAUUCACGAUGCCCGUUGCAGGGCCUGAAGUCAGGAUUUGCAAAUUGAUUGACUGAUUGUUUGAGUGGGGUUCUUUGGCGUUGCAGUUAAUUUGAUAGCUGGGUGAGGUUUUUUUCAUAUGCACAUGCGAGGAAGAGAAUGUGUUGAUCAACAGGUGCUAAACUCUACAAAUGGCAAGCUAUGUAGCUGCGUCAUCACAUGUCAAGCUGCGUGUUUGCAGAAAUAGUAUCUCAAAUGGAUGCUUGCUGCCCAACAUUUCGUAUGCUCGGGCUCAAAGGAAGUGUUCCUAUCGAAGUUCAAGAGUUGCACUGCUUUCAUCAUGGAAUUCUUGCAAAUUCAGUGCAUUUUCUGUCAAAAUUCUGAAAGUAAAUCCUUGCUCUGAUAAUGGUUCACUGAGACAUUAUUGCAUGGGAACUUUAGUAAAUACUGAUGGUACCCCAGCUUUUGAAUGGGUCCCUAUUGUAGAUCAAGCACUUUUAGUGGCCAGUAUAUUUCUUACUUCAUUGGCUGGGGUGGUACCAGGUAAGAAGUUGCUUUCAAGAUCCCAAAAUGGCUUGCUGAAUGACUGUCCGCGACCUGAAGAAUCUGCAGUUUCUGGUAGUGCUACUGAGAAUGUUAAGGAAGUCAACUUAAAGCUUCCCUGGGAGAUGAUGGAAAAGAAACUUAUGGAUGCCUCUAAAGCAAGUGAACUAGGAGGUAAUUCGGAAAGCAGAUUUAUAAAAUUUGAACGAGACCAGGCAAAACGACCUUUAAGUUUGUAUGCUAUUGCUGAGGGUCCCAGGUUUCGCUUGCUGUGGGCUUCUUUUCAGUGGCUGAAGAAAGAGGUGGACAGCCUCUCUGGAAUGUCCAUAACUGUAAGCUCAAAUGGUUGGUCAACGGUUUUCUUUAAUGUUAUCCAGAAUUCAUGUCAGCCUAUAUACAUGGCUUGGCUGGAAAAAGAGCUUUGCUUGAAAAGCAUAAAAUCUGAUAAGGAAAUUCUUUCUUUAAUGGUUGAGAAGUUAAUGGGAGAUACGACUAUAAUGCAAAAUAUCAGAAGUUCAGGGAAGGAGGAUCUUUAUGCUGAAUUAGCACAAUUUCUUACAUUUGGUUCUCUCAGGGAGGAUAGCUGUUAUAAUUGUAGCUUGUUUACUCAGCAUGGAAUUGCCAUAUUAGAGGAUUUCAUUAUUACACUAGCUGAUGGGAUAGCAAGUGUGUAUUUGGAACUUAUUUCGGUUGACAGUAAUAUUUCAAAUGAAAUAAGUCGUGUUGGUUUGACGAUGUGUACCUUAUCAACCCGGGAACUUCAGAAAUUACGCAAUGAGGUGGCACUGAAUCAAUGGUUGCAUCGGAACAUGGAGGCAGUUAUAUCAAUGUACGAAGAUAGGCUUGACCUUUGCAUGAUUCAGAGGCAAAUUGUUGAGGUACCAAGCGAAAACAAGACUGAAAAGUUUAGCUGGUGGAAGAAGCUAACGCUAAGGGAAUCCAGAUCAGAGUCAUCUCCAUUAUAUUCUGUUGUGAUUGGUUGGAUCUCCAUAACUGUUAAACGGACCAAGGAGUUAAGGGCAUUGGCUGGGUGGAGGUACUACUUCAGUCUCUUUCUUGAGUUAGCUGAUAUUACAAUGCCGUUGGUUAGAACCAUUUUUGCUAAAGUCAGUGAUGCCAUCUCAUUCUUCCUUGUGUGCUUGAUUGGACGGUCACUAGGACUUAUCUACAGUGGGAUAAGGCAGUCCCUGCAAUGGAAGUGAUAUAAAUGAAUUGCUCCUUUGACAUUGUUUGCAUUUUCAUGUUCCAUCUUUUCUAGGUAAUUCGGCUAUAAUCCAGAUGAACAGGUAUAUGAAGCAGUCUGGCCAUAUUUUUCAUUGUUUUGCCUGGGUCCCUCAGGCUUCUUCAUAUCCAUUGAUUGUUUUUCUGUUAAUAUUUUGAACAUUCUUGUGGUUAGCUCUAAUUCCAAUGCUUGCAUGGUGCUAAAUGGGUGGUAUUUCAGUUUUGUAUUGGCUAGAAAGCUACUUUUAUAAUGCACAUCCCAAACUAUUUAAGGGCAUUUCAAGAAAUAAUUUCUA